CAAUACCAUCACUACGCACCUCCCCAAAACCCCAAAUCCCUCUCUUUCUACGGCCGCCCACCCACUCAGCCACCGCCUCCGACCUUCAAAAAUGGCACGACUGGGCCAACACCCUCGCUUCAUCUGUUGGGUCAACGUUCGUCUACUUGGACAACGGUGCGGACUCAACCCUUCUUCGUAGAGCUCAAAUGGUUCGUGGAGGACGCAAUUGAAGAACCCGAAAAUGUUGAUAACAAUGGGGGACGCGUUAGGCUGAGGGUGGAAAUUGAGGAGCUUUAUAUGUUGUGGAAGCAGAGGGUUGAGGAGAGGAGGCAUUUUCAGUAUGUUGUCGGGUGCGAGCAUUGGAGGGACUUGGUGUUGUGUGUUGAAGAAGGGGUUUUGAUUCCGAGGCCGGAGACUGAGCUCAUUGUUGAUUUGGUGGGGGGUGUGGUUUUGGGGAAUGAUGGGUUGUGGGCUGAUUUGGGGACGGGGAGCGGCGCCAUUGCGAUUGGGAUUGUGAGGGUUUUGGGGAGUGGUGGGAGAGUCAUUGCUACGGAUUUGAGUCCCGCGGCAAUUGGGGUUGCAGCUUUUAAUGUGCAGGGGUAUGGUUUGCAGGGCUGCAAGCUGAAGUUGGACGGCAUGAACCUAGAGUUGCAUUGGACGGUGGUUUCAAUGACGAAUGGCGAGGAGCAGUGCAAGUAUCUUGUAGAGUACAUGGAAAACGAUGCUGGAGGCAGCUUUUGUAAUUUGAACGUGGUUCCCGAUUUUGCUGGUAUUAAUAGAUUUGUUACUGGAAUCCGAGUCACCCUUUCUUUUACUCUUAGAUAUACAACAACAACAAAGCCUUUUACUCUUAGAUAUAAACAAGAAAUAAUCAAAAUUUGUUUAUGAGUAAGAUUGAGAUUAGGCGGAAGUGUUAUGUCUAUACGCUAGUUUUCUAGUACUAGAGAUCCUUCUUUAAUUUUCUAAGUUCCAAGUUUCCUACAUUGCUGCUAGCACAAUCUCCUAUUUGUUUGACAAUGAUAUAGAUUGUUUUUCUUCUUUGGUGGAGAAUAGCCAAUAAAAUGAUAGCAUGUUUACGUAUU
Malus domestica (apple) is the source of this 1064-nucleotide messenger RNA. NCBI's taxonomy places the organism in Eukaryota, Viridiplantae, Streptophyta, Magnoliopsida, Rosales, Rosaceae. The record is from RefSeq and is a predicted model, not a curated record.